This is a messenger RNA of Sinocyclocheilus rhinocerous, 3902 nucleotides long. Its product is annotated as monofunctional C1-tetrahydrofolate synthase, mitochondrial-like. Bases 134 to 3043 code for a protein of 969 amino acids. Lineage: Eukaryota; Metazoa; Chordata; Actinopteri; Cypriniformes; Cyprinidae. The record is from RefSeq and is a predicted model, not a curated record. Gene Ontology annotation, molecular function: ATP binding; methenyltetrahydrofolate cyclohydrolase activity; formate-tetrahydrofolate ligase activity. Gene Ontology annotation, biological process: tetrahydrofolate interconversion. Gene Ontology annotation, cellular component: cytosol. The transcript has 27 exons.
CUUGGGUGUAUUGCGACGCUCUAUCGGGCACGCGCUUGGCUUGUCCACUAGUCUAGUACUGCGCGAGAUCACCUGAGCGUCAGACAAGACACCGCUCUGCUUAGAAACCGCAGACCAGGGUGGACGUUUUAAGAUGAGACUGUCGGUCGCUUUUCGCUAUGCACAUCGGAGCCACGCGAGCAUACGACGAUCACGAGCGGGUGUCAAAGUUUUAAACUCAGAGAACAGCUUCAUACCUGUUAAUAGCGCGGUUUCUUAUCUACGGGUUCGGGAAGCAAGUUCGACCAGCGGUACAAGUGAAACGGUAGUUUGUUUUAAAAGUCAUCCACGAAAAAACGAUGGACCGCUGUAUGAAAGUGCUGUUGGUGACAUUGUUCAGAGGAGCAGAGAGGAGCUCAAAGCUAUCAGAGAACCCAACCCAGGCCUCAAACCUACACUGGCUAUCAUACAGGCUGGUGAAGAUGACGGUUUGCUGGAGGUGAAUAAGAAGAUGGCUGGAAAGAUCGGCUUGAACGUAAUGCAGAUUUGUCUUCCACACCAGUGCAGAGAGGAAGAGGUGAUCGAGGAGAUCUUGAGAUUAAAUGAGGAUUCUCGUGUUCAUGGCAUUUUUUUGCACCUUCCUCAGUCCUUUCUCUCCAAAAGUGUCCGUAAUGCCAUCAAGCCACAGAAAGAUGUGGAUGGGGUCUCUGAUCUUAAUGUUGGCCGUGUGGUGUUGGGGGAUCAGAGAGAUGGCUUUGCCUCACCUGUAGCUGGAGCUGUGCUGGAAAUGCUUGCCAGGCAUGAUGCCCCAUUGGUUGGCAAGAUGGCAGUGCUGCUGGGUCUUGAGGGACCCCUGAAGGCAACUCUUCAGUUUUUGCUGCAAAACAAUGGCAUGAUGGUGCAGACCCACCAGUGGAGCUCAAAGCCCGUGCAGAAACAGAUCAUGGAUUCGGAUGUGGUGGUGUUCUUAGAAACUGGCCACAAGGGCCUCCCUCCCACUUGGUUAAGACCGGGGGUGGCAGUCAUUAACCUCAGCUCAGCCCUAAUGGAAGGUAAAUUUUCUUCAAAAAGUCAUUUUGAAGUGUUUGUGGCUGCUGUUGUGAUCUGCCAGCAUGUAGUGAGGAGCAGCAGGAGGUGGAUACAAGAACAGCAGUACCAGCCAUGGAGGCUCCGCCCACUAAAACUUCAAUCACUGUCACCUGUGCCUAGUGAUAUAGAGAUCUCCAGGGCACAGACUCCCAAACCUAUAUCCCAGCUGGCUCAGGAGAUUGGUCUGCUUCCAGAAGAGCUGGAGGCCUACGGAAACACCAAAGCCAAAGUCCAUUUGUCCCUUCUCAACCGCCUCCAACAUCAGCCUAAUGGCAAAUAUGUCCUAGUGGCAGGUAUAACUCCUACUCCUCUGGGUGAAGGGAAGAGUACAGUGACCAUAGGUCUUGUCCAGGCCCUCUCCGCUCAUCUUAAGCUCAACUCUUUCGCUUGCCUGCGACAGCCUUCCCAGGGCCCAACGUUUGGUGUCAAAGGAGGAGCGGCGGGUGGGGGAUAUGCACAGGUCAUUCCUAUGGAGGAGUUUAAUCUCCACCUCACAGGUGAUAUCCACGCUAUAACCGCAGCCAAUAAUCUAGUGGCGGCAGCUAUCGAUGCCCGCAUUCUCCAUGAAGCUACUCAAUCAGACAAGGCCCUGUACAGCAGACUAGUGCCGUCUGUUAAUGGCGUGAGAUGUUUCUCUCCUAUACAGAUGGCUCGCCUACAACGUCUUGGAAUAAACAAAUCUGACCCCAGUGACCUCACACCAGAAGAGGUCAGGGCAUUUGUCCGUCUUGACCUUGACCCUGAGAAGGUCACAUGGCAGAGAGUUGUUGAUACCAAUGACCGAUUUCUGCGUAAGAUCACUGUUGGUCAGGCCAACACAGAAAAAGGCCAUGCUCGCCAGACCCAGUUUGAUAUUGCGGUGGCCAGUGAGAUCAUGGCUAUCCUUGCUCUGACAGAUGGACUGGCUGAUAUGCGGGCCAGGCUGGGACGUAUGGUUGUGGGCAGCAGCAGAAACGGCCAGUCGAUCACUGCAGAUGACUUGGGUGUAACCGGGGCUUUGGCAGUCCUCAUGAAAGAUGCUAUCAAACCCACACUGAUGCAGACACUGGAGGGCACUCCAGUGUUUGUGCAUGCUGGACCUUUCGCUAACAUCGCCCAUGGAAACUCCUCUGUCUUGGCAGACAAGUUGGCUCUUAAACUAGUUGGAGAAGAGGGCUAUGUUGUGACGGAGGCUGGCUUUGGUGCUGACAUUGGCAUGGAGAAGUUCUUCAACAUUAAGUGUCGGACGUCUGGGCUCAGACCUGAUGUUGUGGUGCUGGUAGCCACUGUUCGGGCUCUGAAGAUGCAUGGAGGUGGACCAAAUGUUACAGCUGGUGUACCACUGCCUAAAGAAUAUAUCAAUGAGAAUUUGCAGCUGGUUGCAGACGGCUGCAGUAACCUAAAGAAGCAGAUUCAGAUCGCUCAUCUCUUUGGAGUUCCUGUGGUUGUUGCUCUGAAUGUCUUCAAGACUGACACUCAAGCAGAGAUCGACAUGGUGUGUUGCAUCGCAGAGGCUUCUGGGGCUUCAGCUGCUGUGCAGUGUCAUCAUUGGUCCAGAGGUGGGCGGGGCUCUGUGGAGCUUGCACAUGCUGUGAAGAAAGUUGCAUCUCAGAAGAACCAUUUCCAGUUCCUGUACAAUCUGCAGGAUUCUAUUGUAGAGAAAAUUCGGACUAUUGCACAGAAGGUUUAUGGUGCUGAUGAUAUUGAGCUUUCACCUGAGGCUCAAGCUAAGAUAGACCACUACAAUCAACAGGGUUUUGGUGCUCUUCCCAUCUGCAUGGCCAAGACCCACCUGUCUCUCUCUCAUAUGCCUGAGAAAAAAGGUGUUCCCACCGGUUUUAUCCUGCCAAUCAGAGACAUCCGUGCCAGCAUCGGGGCAGGGUUUAUCUACCCUUUAGUUGGAACUAUGAGCACCAUGCCAGGCUUGCCUACUCGACCCUGCUUCUACGACAUUGACCUUGAUCCUGUGACGGAGGAGAUAAAAGGACUCUUCUGAGGACAUUUCUGCAGUCCCAUACAUGCUUUUGACCAGUGUUCCUCAGUGUCUGUGUAGGCCUCCAUUCAUAUGCCACUGGUUACAGCUCAUCCACUGCCUUCUAGCAAUGAAACUACUGAGUGUUAGAUCAACAAACAUUCCUCCUCCUUUGGUUCGUCUUUCUGUAAACACUUCUGUUUACAUAGUGUUUUAGUGUUUACAACUUAACGAUGCACAAAAGCUUUUAAACGCAUUCUGUAUAGCUAAAAAUUCCAUUUAAUGCUUUAAUAUUUCCGUCUUAAAUGUUUCAGAUUACCUAUGGAAUAUGAUAACAGUAUUCAGGCAAACUCCAUUUCAUUUCUUUUUAUUUGAAUACUGCUACCAUUCUCCUUUAGUAACAUUAAAUCUUGUUUAACGGUUUAAGUGUUACAGCCAAAUAUGCCAUAAAUCUUAGGGCUGAGGUGCUUUUAUUUAGACACUACACAAAACAAAAUUACAAGUGGUGCUAGUGGUUUGACACCUGUUCUCUUUCUCUCUCUCUCUCUCUCUCUCUCUCUCUCUGAUACAAAUGUACAAGUGUUGCAUGGAUCUCACUACCUGUGUAUGCACCUUUUCAUCGUGCAUGUGGGUACAUGCCAGAAAAUCUUGUUUUAGACAUUCCACAGUUAUCUGUUAUUCUGAGUCUUAAACUACUGUGUGGGACGUGAGUAAAGAAGAAUUCCAUUGACUGUUGCAACAGUUAUGUAUGCUUGAAAACCUGUAUUUUUCCAGUGAUGAUAGAUUCUACAGUUAAAAAGGCAGUCAGAGAACAAGAUGACUGGCCAGACAAAAAUAAAUCAAAAAUAAAAUUGUAUUUCAGUACAAAUACUGAACAUUGAAC